Messenger RNA from Thalassophryne amazonica, 4299 nucleotides. It is a transcript of the gene igf2bp3, whose product is annotated as insulin-like growth factor 2 mRNA binding protein 3. The transcript has 15 exons. Gene Ontology annotation, biological process: nervous system development; regulation of gene expression. The record is from RefSeq and is a predicted model, not a curated record. Gene Ontology annotation, molecular function: mRNA 3'-UTR binding. NCBI's taxonomy places the organism in Eukaryota, Metazoa, Chordata, Actinopteri, Batrachoidiformes, Batrachoididae. Bases 212 to 1957 code for a protein of 581 amino acids. Gene Ontology annotation, cellular component: cytoplasm; cytosol; nucleus.
ACAGGAGAGAGGGAGCGCGAACGCACCGUCAGGCUGCCAGUUUAAAUCUGUCUGUGGCUCGAACGGACGGGAAGCACGCACGCCACAGCCGCUCCGGAGAAUAGUAACGGCGCUUUAGGCUACUCCAAACACUGAGGGCAAAUAACUGUCCCCCCCUCUUCACCCACCCACCGCCAGCAGCGUGAAGAUUGUCCAUUUUCGGUGCAAGAUCAUGAAUAAGCUAUACAUUGGCAACGUGAGCGGAGAGGCGAACGAGGAGGACUUCGAAACUAUCUUCGAGCAGUGGAAGAUCCCGCACAGUGGUCCGUUUCUUCUCAAAACCGGUUAUGCGUUUGUGGAUUGCCCGGACGAGAAGACUGCCAUGAAGGCUAUCGAUGUUCUUUCAGGCAAAGUUGAACUUCAUGGAAAAGUUCUCGAAGUGGAGUAUUCUGUCCCAAAACGUCAAAGGAGCUGUAAACUGCAGAUCAGGAACAUCCCGCCUCACAUGCAGUGGGAGGUUUUGGAUGGUAUGCUUGCGCAGUAUGGUGGAGUUGAGAGCUGUGAACAAGUAAACAGUGACACAGAGACGGCAGUGGUCAACGUUCGAUAUGCGGCCAAGGACCAGGCCAGGCUGGCGAUUGAGAAGCUGAAUGGAUAUAUGAUGGAGAACUACGCCUUGAAGGUGUCUUAUAUCCCAGAUGAAGCUGUUGCACAAGAUACUCAAUCAGCUGGGGGCAGGAGAGGCUAUAAUGCUCGUGGACCCCCUCGAUCCAGCUCGCCGGGUCUGGGUGCCCGGCCCAAAGUGCAGUCUGACAUCCCCUUAAGAAUGCUGGUUCCCACUCAGUUUGUAGGUGCAAUUAUUGGCAAGGAGGGUGCCACUAUCCGAAACAUCACGAAACAGACCCACUCAAAGAUCGACAUCCAUAGAAAAGAAAACGCAGGUGCAGCAGAGAAGCCCAUCACAAUUCACUCGACCCCUGAAGGUUGUUCAAGUGCAUGCAGAACCAUCAUGGAGAUUAUGCAGAAGGAGGCCCUUGACACAAAAUUUACUGAAGAAAUCCCCCUGAAGAUCCUUGUACACAACAACUUUGUGGGAAGACUAAUUGGGAAGGACGGACGCAACUUGAAAAAGAUUGAACAGGAAACUGGAACAAAGAUCACAAUCUCAUCUCUGCAGGACUUGACUGUGUACAACCUGGAGCGGACGGUCACGUUCAAAGGUGACGCGGAUGCAUGCGCGAGGGCGGAGGAGACGGUGAUGAAGAACAUCAGGCAAUGUCAUGAGAGCGACAUGGCUGCUUUAAGUCUCCAGGCCAACUUGAUUCCAGGCUUGAACCUGAGCACUUUGGGUUUAUUCCCCAGUGGUGCAUCAGGGAUGGGCCCUUCCAUGUCUAGUAUCCCACCUCCUGGAGCCCUUCCUGGAUGUUCAUUUGGAGGACAGCCGGAGUCCGAGACGGUUCACUUGUUCAUCCCAGCGCUUGCUGUGGGAGCCAUCAUUGGAAAACAGGGUCAACACAUCAAACAGCUUUCACACUUUGCUGGAGCGUCAAUCAAGAUUGCCCCUGCAGAUGGAACAGAUUGCAAAAGCAGGAUGGUCAUCAUUGUUGGAACACCAGAGGCUCAGUUUAAGGCUCAGGGUCGCAUCUUCGGAAAGCUGAAAGAAGAGAAUUUCUUCGGGCCCAAGGAAGAGGUGAAGCUUGAGGCUCAUAUCAAAGUGCCCUCUUUCGCAGCUGGACGAGUUAUUGGAAAGGGUGGAAAGACGGUAAAUGAGCUGCAGAACCUGACAUGUGCAGAAGUGGUGGUGCCCAGGGACCAGACGCCUGAUGAGAAUGACCAAGUCAUUGUCAAAAUCAGUGGACACUUCUUUGCUUGCCAGCUGGCCCAGAGGAAGAUCCAGGAAAUCCUGACCCAGGUGAGGAGGCAACAACAGCAGAAGCCCACAUCAGGGUCCCAACCUCCAAUGUCCCGCAGGAAGUGAAGAUCCAGCGGACUUGUAGGAACGACAACCAAAUCUGCCAGAAGAUGAGGGCUGGACAGUCCAGGGGAAGACGAGGGGUCCUAUUACUCAUCUCAGGGGUCAAAUCAAACAUCCACCCCGACUCGUCUUACUUGAUUGACUUAGUGUGGCUAAGAGACCCUCUGACUCCACCCUCCUGACCUCUCUGCAUUUUUGGGAAUGUACCAGAGGGCUCAAACGUCACCUGCUCUCACACGUACACCCCCCCGAGGCUGCUCGCCUCAAGGGUGUUUGUUUUUUUCUUUCUUCCCUCUUUUUACACUAGAAACAAAGAAGAAAUAAGAACCGCCCCCUCCUGUCACCCUCCUCGGUUGUGUACUUCAAACCUGACAAGAUGUUUUGACUUCCAAAUUAUUUCACACUUGAUUUCAGUUUUUGGAUUUGAUUGAAGCUUUUUUUUUUUUCAUGAGUUCUGUGUAAAGUAAAAGGCAUUGCUAUGGAGGUCCCGGUAGGACCGACGGGUUUAUUUGGAGGGAGGGUUGGCUUAGAGUGGGUGGGGCCAUGUUUAGGGGAAAGAUUCUUGUUUGAGGACAGGACCCCUGAAACGGUGGAUUAUAUGGGGCGUCCUGCCCUUGUAAUGAUAGUGGCAUUUUAUAAAUUCGGAUGCAUUUUAUAGAAAGACCUAUAUACAUAGAUGAAUAUUAUAUAUUUAGAGGUAAGGGCAGCGCUAUGACCCUACAGGAAUCUGUAAAUCUGCUGCUGCCCAGGAAAACCAAUUUAAUAUGCAUUUUACGCAACUACCUCAGGAUCUAGUACCUCAGAAAAAAGAUUAUAUAUGAAAAGUUUUUGUUUUUUAUUUUGCUUUUGUGGUAUUUUGUAUACUUUAUAAAGCUGAUAGUCUUUAAACAUUUUUAUUUUUUUAAGAAAAUUUAAAAUUUGCUCAGCUGCCAACUGACCCCGCCUUCAACUCUUGGUGCUUUUUGGUGGCGUUUUGUACAUGUGUAUGUGUGACUUAAAGAUGACCCUGUACAUAAAGUCUGUACAUAGCGACCCCAGAGCACGAGUUGGCGCCUUCUCAGCUGGCGGCUGACGGGAGUAUCAAGAAAAUCGCCUCAGUUUUUCCCCUGAGGGUCCACCAUCUUCUGAAAAGUACAAACUAACGAAGACGUGCAAAUAAUGCCAACCGUGCAUAAAUGCAGCAAUGCCACUUAGUUUUGAGAUUGACAGUUAUUGGUACUUUGGUUUCUCGCAUUUCCGUUUUUGCCUUCCUAGGAGGGCUGUGGUCGGUAGGGUGGACCGUUCCUCUGUAGCUACCCCCAACAGUUGCAAGAGCAAACAUCAUUCUCUUUGUUCCUAUCUGCCACCUUCCUCGCAAUGGCAACGCCCAACUAGGUUUGUUUUCAGAGCAUGUUUUGUCAGUUAGGAGUGGCCCUAGUAGCCAGGCCAUCAAGUCUAAUGUUCACUGCAUGGUGAGGGUAGGGGGAGUUACAUUGAUAUGCAUUAUUUCUUUUUUUGUUGUUUUUUUCCCCUGUUUUGCUAUAAGAAAAUGAUUUGGAGAGAAGAAUCCCCAUCUUUAAAUUUUUCUUUUUUUGCGCAGGGAAAGAUGAGUCAGAAAGGCACACAGUACUGAAUGAACCUUGACUGGGGUGAGAAAAGAGGAAAGAAAUCCAAAACUUAGACAACUUUUUAACUUUUUCUUUUCGUGCAGAAUGUAAAUGUCGAUUGUGGUAAAAGUGCUCGAAGUGUAUCCAUGCUUCCGCGGAACGCCAUCUACCAUCAGCUAAGGGGCUGGGCAGGGUUUGUGGUGGCACCAGGACACUGCCGCCCUGGCUCCUUCCCCCCCACCCCACUGAGCGCCGGCACGCCCGAUACCUCAAUCCUUCAGAAUACUCUAGUACACGGGCGCGCCAUCCUAACACCACACUUAACUGAGGGGCACAAGUGAUGCUUAAAAGUCCUCCUGCUUCCCUCUUAACAACCCAUCCCCCCUCCUCCUCCCCCCACCGCAACUUCCCGCAGUUUGUUUUGAUCUACCUCUUUAGAUGCAUAUUUGAAGUAGAGGCAUUCUUCUAUUUGGUAGUUAAACCCUUUACGGCUGUGGCUUUUUUUUUUCCUCUUCAGAUUUGAAUGAGAACUUAAAUCAUGUUUGAAAGUGAUCAAAUUUUUCUUUGCCAGCAUUUUUUCUCUCUCUCUCCCCAUUCUUUUUUUUUUAUAUAUAUAUACUUAAGCUUAAAUGAAAUCCUCAAGUGAUAACUUUCUGUUUUUGGUGGUGUGGCUUACAUGUAUUUGAACUAUUGUUUAGGUUUUUGUGGGGGGGAAGGUCAUAUUACACUUAAAUUUUCUUUAAGUAGAUGAAACUUAAA